AUGGCAACAGUAAAAGUAAAGAUAUUUUACGGCCCAAAUUACGACAGAUGCAAGGUUGUAAAUUUUAUACGAGAGACCUUUACCGCAAUGAUGUUCAAAAAGUUUUCAAGUGAAGUGCGACAAACCAUGGGGUACGAAAAUUCGUCGAGAAUUCAAUACAGAGAUGAUGAGCAAACAUUUGUUACAAUGAAUAGCGACGAAGAUUUUGAAGAUGCCGUUCGAUGUAUUUGUCCUGUUAUGAACUCAGAAAAUAUAUACAGAUUGUGCAUCAGAGUAGAUGAUUCCAUGACACCAAAAACUACAGCGACUAAACAAUCUGUUGCUACGACUUUAGAUAGUCAUAGUACGGUGAGUACCUCGAGUUCUAGUUGUUCAUCCAGUAUGUCUGCGUCACGAAAACGAAAGUUGGAGUUUCCAUUUUCCUCCAAAAGUGAAUCUAAGCCUGCCAAAUCACAUUCUCAAGCUGAAACACCACUGCAGAGAUAUAUUUCGAAUACUAAGCGAAAUAUAGAAGAAAAGAUGCAAGCUAAAGCUAGUCGACGAGGAGGCAGACAUAAUGGCAAGAAUAGACAUAUCAAAACAGCAAAAAGGUAAAGGAUUAGUCUGCCAUAGCUGCCACAUGAGAUUGGGUCAUACUGCCCGAAACUGUACAUAUGACCAAUGUACUUCAAUAUAUAGCAGCAGAGAAGAAAAGUUGCAUCCUGCCGAAAAUUCUAGACAAAAGCAAAUGAGACAGUCAAUAAGUAAACUGGAAAAUGAAAUCAGACAACUUAAUAAAGAAUUAGAAAACAGACAAGCCGCAGUGGAUAAGGUAAACAGCUCGAAAACAAAUAGAAUUGAAAUUGAACUUUUAGAAGCAGACGACGACUAUACUUAUACGCAGAACGGUGUGCGAAAUUGGAGGCUGUUAAGAAAACAUGUGUAUGCAAUAGGUUAUUGUAAAAAAAAUAUGAACGGGAAAAUACCUCCAAAGCAUGAACUAAAGCAUGUUCUUGACCUUGCUUUGAACGACGAAAACCCUGAAUUAGAUUGUAAAAUAUCCCAACACCGAACGCAUAGACAAAAUCCAUGCAAAAAUGUUCUUGAGAACAAUGGCAUAGUUUUUCCUGAGUCGAGCGACAAUUGCAAAGCUUAUGAUAGUAAUGCUAGUAAUUCCACUGUACGCUACAUGCCUUUGAUGAGAGAAGAAGAAGAGGAACAAUUGAAAAUAGCACUCUCAGUGAGCGCCCGUUCUUGUUCAUCUGGUAUUCACGCCGAGAGUUACUUUGACCCACAAGGGAAGCAAAAUUCCUUUUUAAUUUCUCCGCCAACUGCACCCUAUUUCUGCUAUCCACUGCCGUCGAUACCAGCAAACCAUAUAAACAACUUUGAAGCACCAAAUCCCUACUUCUAUAACUACCCUCCUCAACACUGGCAAAUGCAGCCAGCGAUUGCUAUCGAAACGUCUACUAGUACCAUUACUUCAAACGAGGGGGAUACCAGUGCUGAUAAUCAAGAAGAAACUGACGCAGCUAGUGUGUUGAUGGCACUUUCAGGUAACAAUGUGCCAUUCACCGAUUGA
Molecule: messenger RNA, 1561 nt
Organism: Paramuricea clavata
Lineage: Eukaryota; Metazoa; Cnidaria; Anthozoa; Malacalcyonacea; Plexauridae
Source: the annotation of a GenBank genome assembly